Molecule: messenger RNA, 449 nt
Organism: Phasianus colchicus (ring-necked pheasant)
Lineage: Eukaryota; Metazoa; Chordata; Aves; Galliformes; Phasianidae
Source: RefSeq, a predicted model, not a curated record
ACAUCCAUCUCCAAAAGAUGUCCUGCUAUGAUUUGUGCUCCAUCACCACCGGUGGCGUCAGCUGCCCCCAGCCCAUUGCUGACAGCUGCAACGAGCCCUGUGUCCGGCAGUGCCCUGACUCCACAACCGUGAUCCAGCCACCUCCCGUUGUUGUCACCUUCCCUGGACCCAUCCUCAGCUCCUUCCCCCAGCAAGCUGUGGUGGGAUCCUCUGGAGCACCCAUUCUUGGGGGCGCUGGAGGCUCCUCCCUGGGCUACGGGGGGCUGUAUGGCCUUGGAAGCUAUGGGGGCUAUGGAAGCUCCUCCCUGGGCUAUGGGGGUCUGUAUGGGGGCUCCUCCCUGGGUUACGGGGGCCUGUAUGGCUAUGGUCGAUCCUAUGGUUCUGGCUAUUGCAGCCCUUACUCCUACCGGUACAGCAGGUACCGCCGUGGCAGCUGCGGGCCCUGCUAA